Messenger RNA from Cucurbita pepo subsp. pepo (vegetable marrow), 878 nucleotides. Lineage: Eukaryota; Viridiplantae; Streptophyta; Magnoliopsida; Cucurbitales; Cucurbitaceae. The record is from RefSeq and is a predicted model, not a curated record.
UAAACAAUCUUGCUGGAUCUAUGCUAGGAAUAUGGCGCUGCACGCAUUGUCGAUCCACCACCUCCUAAGAGCGUUUCAUCAGAACCGUCGAGCAUUGCCAAAGAAAAGGAAUCAGCUGAAGCAAAGCCACCCGCUCAAAGGGUUUCAUCAGAACAGUUGAAUAUUGCAAAAGAGAAGGAAUCAGCUGUAGCAAAUGUUACAAAACAGUCAUCAUCACCCUACAUUUCGUACGAGGAUUUAAAACCUCCAACAUCACCUACUCCAUCUGCACCUGUUGGGAAAAUAGAUUUAAAUGUCGUCGACGGAGUCUCAUCGAUCGCUCAAACGAGUUCAUCAGAAUCGUCAACUGAAAUUGCCGAGGCGAAUCCUGCACCUGCUCCUGAAAAAGCAGUGACAAUGAAACCUCUCUCCCCUUAUGUAGCAUAUGAAGAUCUAAAGCCUCCUACAUCACCAUCUCCUAGUGCACCUUCCCUAUCAUUUUCAUCAACAUCUCCCUCAAACGGUCCACCUCAGCCUGCUACCGCGAACGUAAACAGCUCAACGCCAAUUCCAGAGGCAGACGACUCGAGUGAAACACAUCUUCCCAAGCCAAAGAAGCUACAACCACUGUCACCUUUCACCAUGUAUGAGGAUUUGAAGCCUCCAGCAUCCCCAACGCCCUCUCCUUGAAAAACCUUAAAGAAAGAGCUAUCAUCAGUUCCCUAAAUGGACAGAGACAGAUGAGGGGUUAUACUUUCUAUGUAAUAAUCUGAAGAACAUUCGUUACUUUUUCCCGUCCAGAUUCCAUGGACGACUACACUGUUAAAUUUGCUUAUUUUGCCUGUAAUUUUGAUCAAAGUUGCCAUUUUCAUGGCAUUUGCUUCAUUUUAUUCGUUGAA